CGCGGUCGUUUCAUUUUGGGACAGAUUUCAAGAUGGCGGCCGGGAGUAGAACUUGUUGCGGGUUUUUAAAAAUUUCUAAAUGUCAUCGUUUAUUUAACCACAAGUCCCCACAUUAUAGCACGCUAUGGAGAAAUUACAAUGGUUUAUAUAGACAACCUUUUAUACAGAGAUCACAAAUCCAACAAAUACGAGGGAAACAGUCAACCAUUAAUAGCAAAACACCUGAUGUAAAACCACAGACGCUGAGAAGUUCUCUAUGGCUUAUCUCUCAGAGACUCCUCCAUGGAUCUCCUGGUGCAGUUACAGAGGAAAGCUUGAAGAAGAAGUCAGUUUUUACAAGUAGUGGGGCUAUGAUACUUAGAGGAAUGCUGCAACACGUUUGGCCCAAGGAUCGCAGAGACCUUAAGAUCAGGGUUGUCAUGGCUGUUGUGCUUUUGAUUGGUGCUAAGGUGGUGAAUGUUCAGGUGCCGUUCCUGUUCAAGUACGCUGUAGACUAUCUCAACACAUUUGAUCCAGCCACACUUGCUAAGACAGGAGGAUUCCUGGCAACUUUCUCUACUUCGUUAUUACUAGGGUAUGGUGUAGCAAGAAUGAGUGCAUCCUUAUUCAACGAGCUGCGAAAUGCAGUCUUUGCUAAGGUAGCUCAGGGAUCUAUUCGUACAGUUGCAAGGCGGACAUUUCUCCAUCUUCAUAAUCUUGAUCUAACCUUCCACCUAAACAGACAAACUGGCGCACUCUCAAGAGCCAUCGACAGAGGGACCAGAGGUAUCAAUUUUGUGAUGAGUGCGCUGGUAUUUAACAUUGUACCGACAAUCUUUGAAGUCUCCCUUGUCUCUGGAAUACUGGCUUAUAGGUGUGGUGCAGAGUUUGCCUUAGUUGUCCUAGGUUGCCUUGGUGUGUACACUGUGUUUACACUUCGGGUUACCCAGUGGAGAACACAGUUCCGCUCUCAGAUGAACAAGGCAGAUAAUGAGGCUGGCGCACAAGCUAUUGACUCACUUAUAAACUAUGAAACUGUUAAGUAUUUCAACAACGAAGUCUACGAAGCAGAUCGUUAUGAUAAACUACUCGCUAGAUAUGAGCAGGCCUCACUAAAGACCACCACAAGCCUGGCUUUUCUCAACUGGGGCCAGAACUUUAUCUUCAGCGCGUCCCUUAGUGCUAUUAUGCUGCUGGCCAGCAAACAGAUAAUGGAAGGGACCAUGACGGUGGGAGACCUUGUCAUGGUGAAUGGACUGCUGUUUCAGCUUUCAGUACCUCUCAACUUCCUGGGGUCCGUUUACAGAGAUCUGAGACAAGCGCUGGUUGACAUGGAAACACUUUUUAGCCUUCACAGGCUUCAGACGUCCAUUCAGGAGCGUGCAGACGCGGCUCCUCUGCUCCUGAAGGCUGGCGACUCCCAGUCUCACGUGACAUUCGAAGACGUGUCGUUCCAGUACAUCGAGGGUCAGCGGAUUCUCGAUGGAUUGUCUUUUUCUAUACCCGCGGGCAAGAAGGUCGCCAUUGUGGGCGGAAGUGGUUCAGGGAAGUCCACGAUAGUGCGGCUGCUCUUCCGGUUCUUUGACCCGCAGGGCGGGCGCGUUCUUGUGGCAGGACAGGACAUCCGGGAUUUUUCGCUAGAGAGCCUGCGAAAGGUUGUUGGCGUCGUACCACAGGAGUGCGUAUUGUUUCACAACUCUGUCUAUUACAACAUAAACUAUGGCCGUGUGCAGGCUACCGAACACGAGGUCCACGAGGCUGCAAGAAUGGCCGAGAUACACGACGCCAUUCUGCGCAUGCCUAAAGGUUACGAUACGCCGGUCGGUGAGCGUGGGCUCAAGUUAUCAGGUGGCGAGAAGCAGCGGAUUGCCAUUGCUCGCGCCAUUAUCAAGGACCCGCCCAUUCUUAUCUACGAUGAAGCAACAUCAUCACUGGACUCAAUCACUGAAAUGAACAUUCUCAGCGCUCUUCGUCGAGUAACCAAGGGUCGCACAUCGAUAUUUAUCGCGCAUAGGUUAUCUACUGUCGUGGACGCGGAUGAGAUCUUGGUGCUUGAGCACGGCAAAGUGAGAGAGCGUGGAACUCAUUACUCACUGAUUACCGACCCACACUCGCUAUACGCACACCUGUGGCACAAGCAGCACUCAGCGCACACCAAGGUCAUGGAGCAACUAGACAAUGGGUACGACUCCUCAGGGAGUAUGGAGUCUUGAGGAGAGAUCCAUGUUGGGCAAUGGGUCGUGACAAGCGAACCAUCUUAGACAAUGGGUCCUGACAAGCGAACCAUCUUAGACAAUGGGUAUGACUCCUCAGGGAGUAUCGAGUCUUGAUGAGUGAACCAUCUUAGACAAUGGGUAUGACUCCUCAGGGAGUAUCGAGUCUUGAUGAGUGAACCAUCUUAGACAAUGGGUCCUGACAAGCGAACCAUCUUAGACAAUGGGUAUGACUCCUCAGGGAGUAUCGAGUCUUGAUGAGUGAACCAUCUUAGACAAUGGGUCCUGACAAGCGAACCAUCUUAGACAAUGGUUCGACUCCUUAGGGAGUAUCGACUCUUGAAGAGAGAAAACUUUUAGACAAUGGGUAUGACUCCUCGGGGAGUAUCGGGUCUUGACAAGUGGACCAUUUUAGACAAUGGGUCUUGACAAGGGACCCAUCUUAAACAAUGGGCGGUACGACGAGAACUAUGAAUAAUGAGAACUAUGUUAGACAAUGGGUAUGACUCCUCGGGGAGUAUCGAGUCUUUACAAGCGAACAAUCAUAGACAAUGGGUCCUGACAAGCGGACCAUCUUAGACAAUGGGUAUGACUCCUCAUGGAGUAUCGAGUCUUGAUGAGUGAACCAUCUUAGAAAAUGGCUCUUGACAAGCGAACCAUCAUAGAAAAUGGGUACGACUCCUAAGGGAGUUUGGAGUCUUGAGGAGAGAUCCAUGUUGGGCAAUGGGUCUUGACGAGCAAACCAUCUUAGACAAAGGGUACGACUUCUCAGGGAGUAUCGACUCUUGAAGAGAGAACCAUUUUAGACAAUGGGUACGACUCCUCAGGGAGUUAGACAAUGGGUAUGACUCCUCGGGGAGUAUCGAGUCUUGAUAAGUGAACCACCUUAGACAAUGGGUCUUGACAAGGGACCCAUCUUAAACAAUGGGCGGUACGACUCCUUAGGGAGUAUCGACUCUUGACGAGAGAACCAUUUUAGACAAUGGGUAUGACUCCUUGGGGAGUAUCGAGUCUUUACAAACGAACCAUCAUAGAUACUGGGUACGACUCCCAAGGGAGUAUUGAUUCUUGACAAGAAUUAUUUUAGAUAUUGGGUAUGACUCCUCAGGGAGUAUGGAGUCUUGGAGAGUUAACCAUUUGCGACUACCAAGGAGGUAUCGAGUCUGGACGAGUCAACCAUUUUAGACACUGGGUAGACCCUCAGAGUAACGAGUCUGGACUAGUGAACCAUCUACCCCUACCAAGGGAGUAUUGAGUCUUGACGAGAGAACCAUUUUAGACAAUGGGUAUGACUCCUGAGGGAGUAUUAAUCUCGACAAGGGAACAAUCUUAGAAAAUGGGAAUGACUCUCCCAAGGGAAUAUCGAGUCAAAUCAAACGAAAUCACAAAGAUACGAUUUGUCAGCUACCAUGCACAAAACAACGCAAGUUUCACUUUGUUGAACUCCUAGGGGGUCGAUAGGGUUAUCUCUCAGAAAAGUGUGGAACACUGCACUUUUAUUAAGGAAAUGUUUCAAAGAAGUAAGCGCAAAACAGUCGCGGGGGGGGGGGGGGGGGGGGUAAUUUCAGCCAAAGUAUGGGGUGAGGGCGUCUUAUACUCUGGGAAAUAUGGUAAAAAAUCAGCAUAAAUUGAGUUUUGUGGGAAUACACAUGACACUUAUUUUUAUAACAUCAAGCCUACUGUCUCCUGGUGAGUUAGGAGGUUUAAUAUAAUAUUAUAUUUGUAUGUGAUGCAGUUAGAGUAUUUUUAUUUAUUUGAUUAUUUUUAAUAUUGCAAAUUAGUCAACAAUAAAUGUAUGAGGAUGCUGUACGUAAAGUAAUUUUGUAAAGAAACGCAGGUAGAAAUGCUAGCCUCCCCGUAGCGCCUACUGUGACCAUUUCUUUACCUUGUUGGGGGAGAAUGAAGGAUUGACACAGAUAUAUGGCGAGGCGAGUAUGGAAUUAUCUGAGGAAUAUGGGGGAAGAUGAUGUGCUGUUUGGGAUACCUUUAAUAGGUGAUUAACAUUAAAAAAAAUCAUGUAACUUUUUGGGUGACAGAUUUGUGAGAAAUCCUGGUUUUGGUGACAAGGAAAUAAAGACAUCUUAUAAAAUAGG
This is a messenger RNA of Nematostella vectensis (starlet sea anemone), 4285 nucleotides long. Its product is annotated as iron-sulfur clusters transporter ABCB7, mitochondrial. Gene Ontology annotation, cellular component: mitochondrial inner membrane. Bases 33 to 2192 code for a protein of 719 amino acids. The record is from RefSeq and is a predicted model, not a curated record. The transcript has 14 exons. Gene Ontology annotation, biological process: transmembrane transport; intracellular iron ion homeostasis. NCBI's taxonomy places the organism in Eukaryota, Metazoa, Cnidaria, Anthozoa, Actiniaria, Edwardsiidae. Gene Ontology annotation, molecular function: ATP binding; ATP hydrolysis activity; ABC-type transporter activity.